This is a messenger RNA of Aspergillus piperis CBS 112811, 1476 nucleotides long. RefSeq names its product sorting nexin-4. The record is from RefSeq and is a predicted model, not a curated record. Gene Ontology annotation, molecular function: phosphatidylinositol binding. NCBI's taxonomy places the organism in Eukaryota, Fungi, Ascomycota, Eurotiomycetes, Eurotiales, Aspergillaceae. The coding region runs from base 1 to 1476 and encodes 491 amino acids. Gene Ontology annotation, biological process: autophagy; cytoplasm to vacuole targeting by the Cvt pathway. The transcript is spliced from 2 exons. Gene Ontology annotation, cellular component: phagophore assembly site.
AUGGAUCAGCACGACGACUUUGACAGCGUCUCGUGGAGGCAUGACCCGGACAGUGAUCUCUCGCGACCUACGACUUCCGGGACAGAUACAGAGGAACAGGAACCAUACACUCACGAUGUCAAUGGCAAACGGAGGAUGAGCAACGCUGAAGAGAGCCCCCAGGCUGGGCCACUGGCGGAUGCCGUCGACCUGGCGGGUAUCGGCGACGGUGUGCUAGAGUGCCGGGUAGAUUCGCCGUUGAAAGAGAAUGAUGGGACAAAAGACGCUUAUAUUUCAUAUCUGGUUACUACUACGACCGAUUUCAAGUCCUUCCAGAAACCCGAAUUCACCGUGCGACGCAGAUUCACCGAUUUCUAUUUCCUAUACAAGACGCUUUAUCGCGAAUACCCUGCCUGUGCCGUCCCGCCGUUGCCGGAUAAGCAUAAGAUGGAGUAUGUCCGCGGCGAUCGGUUCGGACCCGAGUUUACCACCCGACGGGCAUGGUCUCUACAUCGCUUCUUGAAACGGCUUACGCUGCAUCCCGUGCUUCGGCGCGCGCCGUUGCUGGCUAUCUUCUUGGAAUCUCCCGACUGGAAUGCACACAUGCGGUUGCGGUCCACGCGCAACUCGACCAGCACCUCGGACGGCAGCGGGGUUCCUGGGAUCUUUGACAACUUUACCGACACCUUUGUCAACGCUUUCACUAAGGUGCACAAGCCGGAUAAGCGGUUUAUUGAAGUGCGGGAGAAGGCGGAUAAACUGGAUGAGGACCUCAAUCAUGUGGAGAAGAUUGUAGCCCGGGUGGCUCGGCGAGAAUCGGAUCUCGAGGCAGACUAUAAUGACCUGGCUACGCAGUUCCGCAAACUAGUGCCCCUAGAACCGGAGGUGGAGGUCCCCUUACAAGUCUUUGCAGCCUCGGUAGAGGAGACGGGGCGCGGGCUCAAGACGCUCAAGGAUCACACCGAUCAGAAUUAUCUGGGGUCGCUGCGGGAUAUGGAGGCGUACAUUGUCUCGCUUAAAGCCCUCCUCAAGACGCGCGAGCAGAAACAGCUCGACUUCGAAGCGCUGGUCGACUAUCGAAACAAGGCGGUGGCGGAGCGGGACUCCCUCGCCUCUAACCCCUCUUCCUACUAUGCCUCCAACCCGCUGACCUCUUCCCCGGCCUCUUUCAUCCGGUCCAAGAUGGAGGACAUGCGGGGUGUUGAUCACGAGCAAUCGCGACGCGAGCGGGUGCGGAAGUUGGAGCUCCGCAUCGACGAGCUCACGCGCGAGGUCGAGUCGGCUAAAACAACGUCGGAGAUGUUCGACGAGGAAGUUGUGCGCGAGGUGGCAGACUUCGAGCGCAUCAAGGCCGUAGAGUUCCGGGAUACGCUUGGAGCGUUGGCCGAGAAGCAGAUCGAGUUCUACCAGGGAGUACUGAAUACCUGGGAACGAUUUGUGGCUGAGAUGGAGGGAGACUUGGAAGAAGAGCAUGACCCAGGCAUGGAGGAGAGGUGA